GGCGCCUGUCGUGCCUCAGCCCGAUCUCUCUUUGCUCGCUGGGCCGGGCAGACGGCCACCAUGGACGUCCUCAAAGCGGUUCAGACCUAUGUGACGAAGAUGCUCGCCCAAGCGCCGGGCGUCAAGGUGCUCUUGCUCGACACAGAAACGACUCCCAUCAUCUCGCUUGCAUCGACAACUUCUCAUCUGCUCUCGCACGAGGUCUACCUGACCGACAGGCUCGACAAUAUCACUCGCGAGAGGAUGCCCCAUUUGCAGUGCAUAUGCUUUCUCAGACCGUCAGCAACCAGUUUAGCAGCUCUCGAAGCAGAGCUUGCACACCCGCGCUAUGCAGGCUAUUGGCUCUACUUUACCAACGUCCUCAAGAAGUCUGCAAUCGAGCGCUUGGCCGAAGCAGACGAAUAUGAAGUUGUCAAGGAAGUUCAGGAAUUCUUUGCCGACUAUUCACCGAUUACGCAGUCGCACUUCUCGCUCAAUCUUCUGCCCGUGCCACUCUCUUCUAGCGUGCAGGCAAAUCGGAGGAGACUCUAUUCUGAGGUACCGACUGCCUGGGAUCUCUCGCCAGAGACGGGCAGCUUCGACCGCCACGUCGAGGGCCUGGCUGCUGUGUUGCUCAGUCUCAAGAAGAAGCCCAUCAUCCGCUAUGAGCGGAUGUCACCUAUGGCCAGGAAACUCGGCCAAGAUUUGCUGUAUCACAUCUCGACAGAGUCCCAGCUCUUUGACUUUCGCCCUGCGGCAAUUGCACCUUUGCUCCUGAUAUUGGAUCGGAGGAACGAUCCCGUCACGCCUCUUCUCAGCCAGUGGACAUAUCAAGCGAUGGUACACGAUCUCAUUGGUAUCAAUAACGGUCGGGUGGACCUCAGCGGUGCACAUGACGUGCGAGAUGAGCUCAAAGAAAUCGUGCUGUCACCUGAGCACGAUCCGUUCUUUGCCAUGCGGCUCUACGACAAUUUUGGCGAUCUAGGUGCUCAAAUCAAGGAUUAUGUGGACGAAUACCAAUCACGAUCUGCUUCUUCCUCCGUCAAGGAUAUCCAGACAGUGGCCGACAUGAAGCGCUUCAUCGAGGAGUACCCAGAAUUUCGCAAGCUCGGCGGCAACGUCAGCAAGCACGUCGCACUUGUAGGCGAGCUCAGCAGAUUGGUCGAGGUGCGCAAGCUGCUCGAAGUUAGCGAGCUAGAGCAGAGUCUCGCGAGCAACGAAUCUCACGGCGCAGACCUCAGGAGUACGCAAAUGAUGAUCGCUUCUCCAGACAUUCCGAAUGACAGUAAGCUCCGAAUAGCAAUCCUAUACGCACUGCGGUAUCAGCGUUUCAAUGGCAAUGCGAUCUCGCAAGUGGUUGCACUGCUCAAGCAGAAUGGCAUAGCCGAUUCGGAAGCUGCCCUCGUACAUAUUAUGCUCAACUUUGCUGGUGCGGACCAGCGCCAGGACGAUCUGUUCCGCAACGAGAACUUCUUCUCAAAAGGCAAAUCUGCCCUCAAAGGCCUAAAGGGGGUCGACAAUGUCUAUACACAGCACACGCCGCACAUCGCCCAGACGGUCGAGCUCCUCGUCAAAGGCCGAUUGAAAGAGGCGAGCUACCCUUAUCUCGACGUGCAGAGUAUACCUCGAGACACACGGUGUCAGGAUGUCAUCUUGUUCAUCAUCGGCGGCACGACUUACGAAGAGGCGCGCUCGAUCGCAGUACUAAAUCAACAAUUUGCACAGGCAUCAUCGUACUCGAAUGCACCCGGUGCGCAGGCUCAGAACAACUUUGGUGCAGGCGUCAGACUUCUGCUGGGUGGCACCGGCGUGCUGAAUUCGACAAUGUUCCUCGAUCUCGUUCGCGAUGCUGCCGCUCGAUUUCCGGCAUCAAUGACUUCCUCCGCGCUUUCCUUGCGACCAACAAGUCAGCCUCCACAAGCGACGCCGCAGACUAGUCAAGAAGGCUUGAAUCUCAAAAUUGGCAACCUUUCCCUCAAUGUCGGGGGCAAUGCCGGUGCAGGCCUCGAAGCCGGCGUGGACAAUGUCAGAGACGCUGCGAUGAACCUGUUCGGACGAGUACGGAAGGGCGUCAAUCAGCUAUAG
This is a messenger RNA of Mixia osmundae IAM 14324, 2064 nucleotides long. RefSeq lists its product as uncharacterized. Lineage: Eukaryota; Fungi; Basidiomycota; Mixiomycetes; Mixiales; Mixiaceae. Gene Ontology annotation, biological process: vesicle-mediated transport; intracellular protein transport. The transcript has 12 exons. The record is from RefSeq and is a predicted model, not a curated record. The coding region runs from base 61 to 2064 and encodes 667 amino acids. Gene Ontology annotation, cellular component: Golgi membrane.